AUGCAGGUGUACACUGAGCUCGCGGCUCCCUCAGCCGUCACGCACUCCCUGAGCCUGCCGCUCACCUCGCCCUCGGCCAGCAACCUCGUCGUCGCCAAGGGCUCGCUGCUGCAAAUCUUCGCGACGCGCGCCAUCUCCGCCGAGCUCGACCCCCAAAGCCAAAAGGAAGACGCGCCCACGGUCGACGCCCACUUUGACCGCCGCGCCAACGACGACGAUGGCCUCGAGGCCUCCUUCCUCGGCGGCGAGACCAUGCUCGUCCGCGCCGACCGCUCCACCAACACCAAGCUCGUCCUCGUCGCCGAGAUCCCGCUCGCCGGGACCGUCAUCGGCCUGGCCCGCAUCAGAGCCAAGACGGCGUCGGGCGGCGACGCGCUGCUGCUCGCCUACCGCGCUGCCAAGAUGUGCCUGACCGAAUGGAAUCCGCAGAGGAACACGCUCGAGACGACGUCGAUACACUACUACGAAAAGGACGAGCUGCAGGGCGCACCGUGGGAGGUGUCCUUUGGCGAAUACGCCAAUUACCUCGAGGCCGACCCAGGGAGCAGGUGCGCCGCCUUCAAGUUUGGCACGCGCAACCUGGCCAUCCUGCCCUUUGCGCAGUCCGAGGAGGACCUCGAAAUGGACGACUGGGACGAGGACCUCGACGGGCCGCGGCCGGCCAAGGAGCCCACCACCAACGGGGACGACAAGCAGGCCGCCUAUACCCCUUCGUUUGUCCUGCGCCUGCCGCUGCUCGACCCCACGCUGCUACACCCCGUUCACCUCGCGUUCCUGCACGAGUACCGCGAACCGACUUUUGGCAUCCUGUCAUCGAGCCAGGCCCCGUCCCCGGCGCUGGGCGUGAAGGACCACCUGUCGUACAAGGUCUUUACGCUAGACCUCAAGCAGCGGGCGUCGACGGCAAUCCUUUCGGUGACGGGACUACCCCGCGACCUGUUCAAGGUCGUUGCGCUGCCGGCGCCCAUGGGAGGAGCCCUGCUCAUCGGCGAGAAUGCGCUCGUUCACAUCGAUCAGUCCGGCAAGCCCAAUGGCGUGGCCGUCAACGACAUGGCCAAGCAGACGACUGCCUUCAGUCUCGCCGACCAGUGCGACCUCGGCAUGCGCCUGGAGGGCUGCGCUGUGGAGCAACUCGCGCCCGACAAUGGCGAGCUUCUGCUGGUGCUCAACGACGGCCGCCUUGCCAUCGUCUCGUUCAAGAUUGACGGCCGUACCGUGUCCGGCAUCAACGUCAAGCCGAUUGCCCCAGAGAGCGGUGGCCACCUGAUCAAAAGUGGCGUGUCAUGCGUCUCGCGGCUGGGCAAAAACUCCUUCUUCCUCGGCAGCGAGACCGGCGACUCGACGGUGCUGGGCUGGUCGCGGAAGCAGACGCAAGAGAAGCGCAAGAGGAGAGCGCUCGAUCCCGACCUGGGGCUCGACGUGGACGAGCUGGACCUAGAUGACGACGAGGACGACGACUUGUACGGCAACGACGCCGAGGCGAAGCCGUCGCUGGCCGUCAACGGGACCUCCAAGCCGGGCGACAUUGUCUUUCGGAUCCAAGACUCGCUGCUCAGCAUCUCGCCGAUUCUCGACGUGGCGACGGGCAGCCCCCAGUUUCUGCCCGACAGCGAAGAGGCCACCCUGGCCAAGGGCGUGUCCGCGGAGCUGCAGCUGGCGUGCGCCGUCGGGCGCGGCAAGGCAGGAUCCAUCGCCAUCCUCAACCGCGAGAUCCAGCCCAAGGUCAUUGGCCGCUUCGAGUUCCCCGAGGCGCGCGGCUUCUGGACCAUGUGCGUCAAGAAGCCCAUGUCCAAGGUGCUGGGCGCCGGCGCCUCGGUGGGCCAAGACUACGACCCGCCCGCCCAGUACGACAAGUACAUGAUCGUGGCCAAGGUCGACCUCGACGGGUACGAGACGUCCGACGUGUACGCGGUGACCGGGGCGGGGUUCGAGACGCUCAAGGAGACCGAGUUCGAGCCGGCGGCGGGCUUCACCGUCGAGGCGGGCACCAUGGGCAAGCAGAUGCGCGUGAUCCAGGUCCUCAAGUCGGAGGUGCGGUGCUACGACGGCGACCUUGGGCUGGCGCAGAUCCUGCCGAUGCUGGACGAGGAGACGGGCGCCGAGCCGCGGGUGAUGAGCGCGAGCAUCGUCGACCCGUACCUGCUGCUGAUACGCGACGACGGCAGCGUCUUCAUCGCGCAGAUUGACAGCAGCAACGAGCUCGAGGAGGUGGAGAAGACGGGGCUGCAGUCCAAGUGGGUGUCGGGCUGCCUGUACAACGAUGCCGCGGGCGCCUUUCAGCUGGGGCAGCCCGCCGAGACGAUAAUGAUGUUUCUACUAAACGCUUCCGGGGCGCUGCAUGUCUACGCGCUCCCCGACCUUUCCAAACCGGUGUUCGUGGCAGAGUGCCUCACGUCGAUUCCGCCUUUUCUGUCUGCAGACUUUGUUGCCCGGCGAGGGGCGAGCAAGGAGAGCGUGUCUGAGAUUCUCGUGGCGGAUUUGGGCGACGCAGUAUCCAAGACGCCAUACCUCAUUGUGCGACAUUCCACAGACGACUUGACCCUGUACGAGCCGAUCAAGCACCAGCAGGACGGCCAGGCGACGCUACUGUUCAAGAAGGCAACGAAUGCCACCAUGGCCAAGGGCCCUGAGGAGACACCGCAGGACGAAGAGGCCGAGCCCCCGCGAUUCUUCCCGUUGAGAGCGUGCGCCAACGUGGGCGGCUACAGCGCCGUCUUCAUGCCCGGCCCGUCGCCGAGCUUUGUCCUCAAGAGCAGCAAAAGUAUUCCCAGGGUGAUUGGCCUGCAGGGCGUCGGCUCGCGCGGCAUGAGCACGUUCCACACCGAGGGCUGCGAUCGCGGGUUCAUCUACGCCGACUCGGAGGGCGUCGCGCGGGUCACGCAGCUGCCGGAGGCGACCAACCUCACCGAGCUCGGCCUCUCGGUCAAGAAGAUUCCGCUGGACCAAGACAUCCGCAACGUCUCGUACCACCAGCCGACGGGCACCUACAUCGCGGCCUGCACGACGUACGAGCCGUUUGAGCUGCCGCGCGACGACGACUACCACAAGGAGUGGGCGAGGGAGACUAUUACGUUCCCGCCGACGAUGGCGCGCGGCGUGCUCAAGCUCAUCAACCCGGCGACGUGGACCGUCAUCCACAGCCUCGAGCUGGAGCCGUGCGAGUCGAUCGAGAGCAUGCGGACGCUGCACCUCGAGGUGUCGGAGGAGACGAGGGAGCGGCGGAUGCUGGUGGCGGUGGGCACGGCGCUGUCCAAGGGCGAGGACCUGCCGACGCGCGGGCGCGUGCAGGUGUUUGACAUUGUCGCCGUCAUCCCCGAGCCGGGCCGGCCCGAGACGAACCGGCGGCUGAAGCUCAUCGCGAAAGAGGAGAUACCGCGAGGCGGCGUCACGGCGCUGUCCGAGAUUGGCACGCAGGGCCUGAUGCUCGUCGCACAGGGGCAAAAGUGCAUGGUGCGGGGCCUCAAGGAGGACGGCUCGCUGCUGCCCGUGGCGUUUCUCGACAUGAACUGCCACGUCGCCAGCGCCAAGGGGCUGCCGGGCACGGGCCUGUGCCUCAUGGCCGACUCGUUCAAGGGGCUGUGGUUCGCAGGCUACACCGAGGAGCCGUACACGUUCAAGGUGCUCGGCAAGAGCAGCGGGACCCUGCCGCUGCUGGUGGCCGACUUUCUGCCCGACGGCGAGGACCUGUCUCUGGUGGCAGUGGACGCCGACGGGGACAUGCACAUCCUCGAGUUUGACCCAGAGCAUCCCAAGAGUCUUCAGGGGCACCUGCUGCUCCACCGCGCCUCCUUUUCCGUCACGCCCAACCCGCCGACGUCGAGCCUCCUCCUCCCGCGCACCUCGAAGCAACACCCCAAGUCGCACGUCCUGUUCCUGGCGUCGCCGUCGGGCCAGCUGUCGGCGCUGACGCCGCUGCCCGAGUCGACGUACCGGCGCCUCCUGUCCGUGACGAACCAGCUGCACCCGGCGCUGGUGCCGCACGCGGGGCUGCACGCCAAGGCGUACCGCAUCCCCGACACGCACGGGCGCAACGCGUCCAUCGGCGUCGAGACGGCCGCGUCGUGGGGCAGGGCCGUGGUGGACGGCGCGGUGCUGGCGCGCUGGACCGAGCUGGGCGCGGCGAAGCGCAGCGAGAUUGCCAGCAGGGGCGGCUACGACAGCGCGGCGGACCUGAGGGCGGACCUGGACGCUGUCCUGGGGUGGAGCGGCAUGGCGUACUUUUAA
Purpureocillium lilacinum is the source of this 4224-nucleotide messenger RNA. Its product is annotated as mRNA cleavage and polyadenylation factor subunit. The record is from RefSeq and is a predicted model, not a curated record. NCBI's taxonomy places the organism in Eukaryota, Fungi, Ascomycota, Sordariomycetes, Hypocreales, Ophiocordycipitaceae. Gene Ontology annotation, cellular component: mRNA cleavage and polyadenylation specificity factor complex; nucleus. Gene Ontology annotation, molecular function: protein binding; nucleic acid binding.